Molecule: messenger RNA, 1593 nt
Organism: Naegleria fowleri
Lineage: Eukaryota; Heterolobosea; Eutetramitea; Acrasida; Naegleriidae
Exons: 3
Coding region: 1-1593 (530 amino acids)
Biological process (GO): protein phosphorylation
Molecular function (GO): protein kinase activity; ATP binding
Source: RefSeq, a predicted model, not a curated record
AUGUAUCCACAACAGCCACUCGAAUGGAGUAUCUAUCCAGGUCAGGUAAUUCCAAAAAUUAGAUUUCAAAAAGUUUCCUACAAUGGAACUGAAAUAAUUAAUUAUUUACAAGAUCAAGUCAUACUAAAAGCAAGAAAUGAUGAUUCCAUUAUUCAUUCUGAUGUUUCUAAAAGUAGAAACGAAAUAAUUGGGUUGUCACUUUCCAUUUUCUCGAAUAGUUCAACAAAAAUUGAGGCAAUUUUGAUUUUUGAGAAUUAUUACAAAUUGAACGUCACUAUUCAUAUUUUGGAUUGUCCUGAUGGAUAUAAAUUGAAGCAACCAUUUUCGUAUGGAUAUAUCUGCAUCAAGAACGAUGUCCCAAUUUCCAAUGAUCUCAUUUUAAAAAUUGUCAUUCCUAUUGCGGUAGUUUCAGGAGUUUUUUUAACAUUAAUAUUUGGAUUAAUUCUACUAGUUACGAUCAAAGUAGUGAGAAAUAUUUAUUUGAAACUUCAAAUGUUGAAACGAAAGGUUAAGGCGGAGCAGACUUUGGAGUCUAAAAUUAUUGACAAGAAGGUGAUUUUCUCGGAUAUGAAAACUCCGUUGUUAAUUAAUGACAGUAUCGGAAGUAGCAGUGAUUACACCCCUUCAAUUGGUAAAACCCAAAAGAAGAGUUAUCAAUCUUUAAUUAUUCCGAUUGAGGACAUUGAAAUUGUGAAAAAAAUCGGAGAAGGAAGUAACGGAACGGUCUAUCAAGGAAAGUGGAAUAGCAAAGAUGUCGCCCUAAAAACACUUAAAUUCGAUGACAUUGAUAUGGGAGAAGAGUUUGAAAAAGAAGCCGCCAUGUUGAGCGUUGUCAAUCAUUCUUCGAUUGUCAAAAUGUAUGGAAUUUCUCUUUCUGGAUCUCACAAAUACAUUGUAGUGGAAUAUUUACCCAAAGGAAGUUUAGACAAGUUGAUUUAUGGAUGUAAAAUGAGGGUUGAAUUUUUGACUCUUCGUCAAAAAAUUAACAUUUUGCUUGGAGUUGCAAAUGGAAUGGCUUACUUGCAUUCCUUGAAACCACCCAUUGUUCAUCGAGAUUUAAAACCAGGAAAUAUUUUAAUUGAUGAAGAUUAUAACGCAAGAGUAUGUGAUUUUGGACUUUCGAAAAUUAUGGGAAAUAGUGCUGCUGCUACCAAACAUAUUGGAACUGUGUUUUAUAUGGCGAGAGAAAUGGUGGAUGACAAUCCAAAAUACACUCCCAAAAUCGAUGUCUACAGUUUUGCAAUUAUCAUGUGGGAAUUGUUUUUUGAAGAAAAUCCCUAUGUUAAUGACAAGUCUGCAAAAAUUCACAGAUUCAAUUCAGCAUCCUCUGUCGAGAAUGAAUACAAUGUGUUGCUGCACGUAUUGAAUGGAUCAAGACCGAAAAUUCCCUUCUCUUCUCCACUGGAAGAAGAAAUUUGGUUGAAAGAAUAUGUUCAACCUUAUCAAAAUGGUUGUUCUUUACCUAAAUUGGUGCAAAUCACAAAUGAAUAUAUCGAGUUAAUGAAAAGAUGUUGGCAGUCAGAACCAGAAUUGAGACCAGAGUUUUCAGAAAUUGUACAGGUUUUGACAAGUGUGGAGAAGCUGUUGUUGUGA